CAUUCAACCAAACAUUUUUUAAUUUCUCCCUCCCCUUGUUAAAAUCCUCCGCUAGCUUCGAUCGAAAGAACCACACCUAAAAGGCUGAAGGAGUCGGCGAGGGAAGAGGAGAGAUGGAUCUUUUGUGCGAUGCGUAUUCGAAUGCCUCAGACAACGACGAAGAAGAACAACCCAAACGACAUAAAUCAUCUUACACUUCCACUAAUCCACCAAAACCCUAUUUCCCUUCUCCUAUUUCCAACCUUCAUACACAACAACCUCUCAUUCCCGGUAGUUAUGUUUCCAAACGACAACGCGCAUAUAUGAGUUCCAUCUCCACUACACCGGUUGUUCCUCAUUCACCUUCAUUCACAUUAUCUGGGAGUAUCUCGGAGGCUGAUAUACCCCACAACAUCUUAGCAUUGUUGAAAAGUAACGCAAAGGGUCAUCAUAACCUAAACUCGGUAUCUGAGAAACUAUCUGCAACUCUAUCUGGCCAUACAAGAGCUGUCAAUGCUAUUCAUUGGUCAUCAACUCAUGCUCACCUCCUUGCAUCUGCUGGGAUGGACAAUAUGGUUUGCAUAUGGAAUGUAUGGAGCAGAGAUAAGAAGAAAGCAUGUGCCCUAAAUUUCCACAAUGCAGCAGUGAAAGAUGUGAAAUGGUCCCAACAAGGACUCUUCUUGCUUUCUUGUGGAUAUGAUUGCACAUCAAGGUUGGUUGAUGUUGAAAAGGGGAUGGAAACUCAGGUUUUCAGAGAAGAUCAAAUGGUUGGAGUUAUAAAGUUCCACCCAGACAAUUCAAGUCUCUUUCUUUCUGGAGGAUCAAAGGGCUAUAUCAAACUAUGGGAUAUCAGAACUGGCAAAGUUGUGCAUAACUACCAUCGGAAUUUAGGUUCUGUUCUAGAUGUUGAGUUUACAACAAAUGGGAAGCAAUUCAUCUCUUCUAGUGAUGUUUCUGGGAGCAAUAUCAGUGAGAAUUCUAUUAUUGUGUGGGAUGUGUCAAGACAAGUACCGUUGUCUAAUCAGGUGUAUGUGGAAGCUUAUACUUGUCCCUGCGUUAGGUGCCACCCCUUUGAUCCAGUUUUUGUUGCCCAAUCAAACGGAAAUUAUGUUGCAAUCUUUAGUACCACCCCACCAUACAGACUCAACAAAUAUAAGAGAUAUGAGAACCAUGGGGUUUCUGGGUUCCCAAUUAAGUGCAAUUUCAGCUUAGAUGGGAAAAAGCUUGCAUCUGGCUCUUCAGAUGGAUCUAUUUACCUUUAUGAUUAUCAAUCAUCCAAAGUUUUAAAGAAAAUCAAGGCCUUUGACCAAGCAUGUAUGGACAUUGCCUUCCACCCAGUUAUGCCUAAUGUUAUUGCUUCAUGCUCAUGGGAUGGAAGUAUUUUGGUAUUUGAGUAAAGUUUCUUUUUCUCGCCCCAAUUCAAUUUCAUCCCAAUUUCAUACAAGGAAAUUGUUUGCUGUUGUGAUUGUUUCGUAAACGUGUGCCUUUUAACUGUUUUACCGAAGAUUUAAUGUUGACUCACUUAAAGUUUAUAAUUGUAGUGAAUAUUGGUGUUCUUUUCUUUUCUUUUUUAUAAAACAUUUUAAAGUAUUUAUCAGCAGUGAGAUAUCUAAGUAAUUAUAAUGAUGUGACAGCUUCUUGUUUCUGAAUAGUGUAGAAAGUUACUAACGAUGGAUGAAAAUUAAAGUGUAUCUUAAUGUU
Molecule: messenger RNA, 1680 nt
Organism: Cicer arietinum (chickpea)
Lineage: Eukaryota; Viridiplantae; Streptophyta; Magnoliopsida; Fabales; Fabaceae
Molecular function (GO): protein binding
Source: RefSeq, a predicted model, not a curated record